Musa acuminata AAA Group (dessert banana) is the source of this 2527-nucleotide messenger RNA. RefSeq names its product probable folate-biopterin transporter 7. The transcript is spliced from 2 exons. Gene Ontology annotation, cellular component: membrane. Bases 341 to 1642 code for a protein of 433 amino acids. NCBI's taxonomy places the organism in Eukaryota, Viridiplantae, Streptophyta, Magnoliopsida, Zingiberales, Musaceae. The record is from RefSeq and is a predicted model, not a curated record.
UAUAAUAUUAUUUAUAAUACUAUAUUUAUAUAUAGUAUUAUAAAUUUGAUGGAAGGUUUACAAACUUUCAAAUUUAAUUUUGUUGAUUCACACCACAACACCAUAAAUAAUUUUUUUUGAGAUUACAAUCAAGUCGCGUGUUAUACUUUUUAAUUUCAGAAGCGUGAUUGAGCAUUGAAAUUGAUGUUAUUUUUUUAUUCCACGUGUCAUCUGUCUAAACCGUCAUUGUGCUUUUUGAUUCCACGUUUCCUCACAUCGACUUACGCUCUCCUCACUUUCGGUUCUUCCAUCGACUUCCAUAAAUACUUUUGCUCAGAGCACGCACGAAAGGAAGUCGGAGAUGGUGAAAGAUGGGCGGCACAAGGCGUUGCGGAGGGUGGUGGGUUUGGGGUUCUGGGUGCAGGGGUUCCGGUGCUUCCCAUGGAUGGGCGUCAACUUUUUCCUCAAGGACGGCCUCGGCGUCGCCCCCUCUUCGUUGCAGAUCCUCCAAAACUCCUCCAAUCUUCCCAUGGUCGCCAAGCCCCUCUACGGCAUCCUCUCCGACGCCCUCUACCUCGCCGGCCAGCACCGCAUCCCCUACGUCGCUAUCGGAGCUAUUUUGCAAGCAAUCUCAUGGCUGGCAAUUGCUACAUUACCUGGGACAUCGCUUUCUAUUGCCAUGCUCACUCUCUUUCUCCUCCUUGGAAACCUUGGUGCCUCUAUAGCAGAGGUUGCCAAUGAUGCCAUUGUUGUGGAGGCUGGGAAGCAAUUACAUUCUCCAUCACAAUCAGGCCAACUUCAGUCCUUUGCAUGGAUGUUGGCUUCUCUUGGGGGCAUCCUUGGAAACAUCCUUGGUGGCAUAGCCAUCAAGGAGCUCUCUCCCAAAACUAUGUUCCUGAUCUUUGUAGUCCUCCUGGUUCUCCAAUUCUUCAUGACCAUCACUGUUUCUGAGAGCUCCCUUAACCUUCCCAAAAAGAUGAACCAUUCAUCAAGAUUCUCUAGCAUCUCAAAACAGAUAUCUGAGUUACAUGUUGCUCUUUGCAAUUCUGAGAUCAGCCGUUUGAUUGCGUGGUUCUCAACAUCUUAUGCUAUGAUUCCACUGCUGAAUGGCACCAUGUUCUUCUACCAAACCCAGCACCUAAAUCUUGACUCUUCAAUCAUCGGCUUCUCCAAAGUCUUUGGCCAAGCAGCAUUACUUGUUUGGAGUGUAGCCUACAACAAGCAGUUCAGGAAGUUUCCUGCAAAAAGAAUUUUAUGGGCAUUGCAGGUUGCAAUCGCCCUGUUUAUGGUAUCUGAUGUCUUGUUUGUAAAAGGAAUUUACCGAGAUAUCAGGAUUGCGGACUCCAUGUACGUGGUAAUCAUCUCAGGACUGCAAGAAUCUCUGUUCCAGUUCAAGAUUCUCCCUUUUAGUGUUCUCAUGGCACAGAUCUGUCCAUCUGGGUGUGAGGGGUCAGUCAUGGCAUUUUCAAUGUCAGCGGUGGCGCUUGCAACUAUUAUCAGUGGUUAUCUUGGAGUGGCACUUGCCAUAUCUGUAGGUGUAUCUGGUGCUGACUUCUCGGGGUUUUCAGUAGGCAUCUUGAUACAGGCAGCUUGCACAGUGCUGCCUCUCUGUUGGGCAUCGUGGAUCCCAGAUGGCAGCAGGCCUGUCAAGAAAGAAGAGUAGGCUGUGUAAACAUUUAAUGCAUUCCUUAAUAUUCUUUUGGGAUGUCCUUCCGUGGAAGUAUAUUUACAUCAUAGAACAGCGGAUGCAAGCUAGAGGCCAAUGCUGGAAGCUCAUCUUAUUUUGUGCUUGAGGCCCUCGUGCUAUGAUUCCCUGACCUGUCUCAAGGCUGGAAAACUCUCAAUUCUGUGAACGUGAACGUGUGUUGAUGUGAAUUGAAGCUUACAACUUUCUUGGUGCAAGAGGUUUUUGUCAAGACGUUUUUUGGUGAACCAACAAAUGUUACUACUUUGAUCAGUUCUAUCAUCUCAGCUAAAUCAUCAAUGAGGAAUGUUAUUUGCUAGCGGAUCCAUCAUCACUUACUCGCCGAGUUUCCUGCAGCGACAUAUGGUUUACAGCUACUAUGUGUGGGAUCUUCCAUCACCGACGAAGGGAAUUGUGCAUCUUAAAUCUCUUUUAUUAUGAUGCCUUGGAAACAAUGCUGCUUUAUAUUGUAAGAAAAGGGAAUCCUGUUUGUCCACUACGACCAUCUUCUCGUGACAGAGAAGUUUGUGCUCGAGUUAUAAAUGCCACAACGAGUGAAAUACCACGUGCCUCCUGCCGGCCAUGCACCAAAGCCCUCCUGCCUGCCUGCUUACCAUCGUCCUCCCAGCCUCCUCAUGGUGAGUGGCGACGAAGAAGUCGAGGGUUAGGCAGAGAGGAGGGAAGGGUUGCAUGGACUUAACCAGACUUGUAGAGUCGUGAGACAUUUUUAUAUUUUCCAUUCGUAAAAGGUUAUAUUAGAUGUAAUUUUGCUUAGGCCUUAAAAGAACUUGUAACAGAGAAUCAACUAAUUCAGAAAAUAUGUCGCAGAUAAGUUUUAAUGUCUUGCAAAAGGUUAUAGCUUUA